Messenger RNA from Oxyura jamaicensis (ruddy duck), 2678 nucleotides. It is a transcript of the gene ZWILCH, whose product is annotated as zwilch kinetochore protein. Gene Ontology annotation, biological process: protein localization to kinetochore; mitotic spindle assembly checkpoint signaling. NCBI's taxonomy places the organism in Eukaryota, Metazoa, Chordata, Aves, Anseriformes, Anatidae. The coding region runs from base 248 to 1885 and encodes 545 amino acids. The transcript has 17 exons. The record is from RefSeq and is a predicted model, not a curated record. Gene Ontology annotation, cellular component: RZZ complex.
CCGAGGGGGACGGGGAGAAACCCCGACGGGACCGGGCCUGGGGAGGUUCCUGGGGGGUCUCCGGUGUUUUUGUGUGCGGAGGGGGAUUUUCUGUGAGGGACAUCCCAAGCAGUUAACGUUCCGUUUUGUUUCAGGGUAUAUGAAGAAGGGAGGAAAAGCAUCCCUGAAAACCCGCAUCUCUUUGAGAACGACGUAGAGAUUUGUUUGAUUGGUCGUGGUUGCAAAAGUCCCAUUGAAAGAUUUUGGAAUGGAAGUAGUGUGGUGUAUAUUUUGCAAAAAGCAACUCAUCUGUGCAUUUCUUUUAAAGGACCACAAUGAGGGAGGCGACCCAAUGGAAGAAUCAAAAUCAGAUGAUGCUCUUUAUGCCUCUGAGCCUCAGAGUGCUGGACCAGUCGCUCUUUCUGUUCGAAGGGCAAAGCAGUUGAUUUCCUUAUAUACAAUGGCACAAAAUCCUAACAUGACCCAUUUGAAGACAAGUGAACUGGUUGUGCUUCCUCCCCUCUGGAUAAGGUGUGAUGGCUCUGAUCCGGAGUGUACUUGUUGGCUGGGAGCUGAGCCUCUCAAAGCUGGAAACAAAAUCACAGGGAUCAACAUUUAUAUGGUUGCAUGUAACGGUCCUACAGCUGAUAAAACCUGUUUUCCAAACCUAGAGGAACUCAAAAUGGCACAUACAGUCAAACACCAUGCAUCUAUUGUGACGACAAAAGGCUUUGCUCAGUAUGAACUUAUAAGAGCUGCUGCAAUAGAGGACACAAUUGUAGAAUCGGAAAGCAACAUAUGUAUUGAUAUUACGUGGAAUACUGUAGAUAAGAUUCUGCAGCCACCCCCACUUACUGCAGCUGCCACACUGAAUAUUUCAUUGGAGUCUGGGGACCCCAGGAGUCCUGUAUACCUGCUGUAUAGAGAACUGCAGUUUCUCCUUACUUUGGCUGAAGGUUUGAAGACAGGUGUGACUGAAUGGCCUGAGUCCUUAGAGUCCAAAUCAGCUUUUGACCUGGUCCAAGGAUUUCUGACUGAUUUAAAGAAGAAACUGGAUGGAUAUUGUGUAUCAGGAAAUGAGAAUGAAACAGAGAAUAUCAAAUCUGACACUGCUGCAGUGGAUAGUUCAAUAAAAUCAAUCUUCAGUGAACGAGGAGACCUGGAUUUUGCUGAACAAUUAUGGUGCAAAAUGAGAAGUGUCAGUUCCUAUCAGGAGUUGGUAGAGUGUUUCACAUUGAUCAUAAAAUCCCUGAAACAUGGUGAAAUACAGCCAUGGAUUCACCAAGGGAGUAGCAGUUUGCUAAGUAAAUUGAUUCAGCAGUCUUACCAUGGCAAGAUAGAGGCCGUUUCCCUCAGUGGCAUCACUCCAGUUCAAAUGCUCCUGGAGAUUGGUUUGGAUAAGAUGAAGAAGGAUUACGUCAGCUUUUUCAUAGGCCAGGAACUUGCAACAUUAACCUAUUUGGAUUACUUCAUUUCCACAUCAGUAGAUCUACAAGAACAAGUUCAUCGUGUUCAAAAGCUUCACCAUAUGCUGGAAAUAAUGGUCAGCUGUACAGUCUUACUUCAGUUUAAACAUGAGAACCUCUUCCCUUUGACACAAACUUGUCUGAAAUAUUAUAAGGAAAACCCUCUAAAUGAGAAGCAUGUGUUUCAACUGCCAAUCAGGCCGGCUCUCGUCAAGAAGUUCUAUCAAAAUGAUCACCCAGAAAUAUGGAAGGUGGACAUAAGUAGUGGGCAUGGCCAAAAGGAGCUUAAAACAACAUGGCAAGUUAGUACUAGUCCUCCUGUUGAACAUAUGAUAUCAAACAACACAGGUCUCUUGUGCGAUUCUACGGUUAAUGGAAGCACUGAAGAAAGAAUGUAUUUUAUUACAAUGACUAAUUGCAGUCAGGUGCAUUUCACAUAAAUAGAUGUUACUCUCCAGGCAGGCACUGGAAAGGUACAGUAAAGGGGAAAGUUCAGUACAUUUAGCAACAUUCUCUGAUUUGAAGAACAAUACAUCUUACUGAGUUACUUGCUUUAGUAUGCUUGUGUGACAUCAGCAGCCAUAAUUCAUCUGUACCCGUCUAGUUUGUAAAUAUUGUGCAGUUACGAAUGUACAGGACAGUUACUUUGAAAAUACCGUAGAUAUUUUGGUUCAUACAUUUACAAGCAUUCAAUAAAGUUCUACACUUUGGGAUUUAAAAUUUUAUUUAUUUUUUUACAAAACAAGCAAUAUUGUCACAUUUUUCUGGUACCAAGCGAUAUUUCAUCCUUGCAAUAUAUUUGGAGAGCUGUUCAUCAAGGGCAUUAUGAACUUCUGACAGCUUGGCUCUCCUCAUCCCUGUGUUUAUACUUUGGAGUAAUCUUGGAGAUACUUAUUUCUGCUGCCCAUAGUCAGUUUUGCCCUUAAUGCAGAGUGAAUUACUUUAGAUGGGGUCAUAUAUACUUUUAUAUUACUUUCUUCAGAAAUAUUCAGUAUAGCUGAUAAAGCAUAAUGACUCCAAUGCAUCGGGAUUAAUUACUGACAGUUGGAUAUGGUCGUACAUUAAUAAGAUACUGUAUGUACCCUUUUGGUAGUACAACUAAAUUAUAUCGUAUAUGCUGAUUAAUUUGAGAGGGAAGUAUUUGCUUCAAAAACUCUUAACUAUUGAUAAGAAAAACCUUCUUAUUCAUGCAUUUAAAAACUGAAGCAUCUACCAUUUCUCCUUUCUCCUUAG